This is a messenger RNA of Drosophila subpulchrella, 1188 nucleotides long. RefSeq names its product CDP-diacylglycerol--inositol 3-phosphatidyltransferase (gene Pis). The transcript is spliced from 5 exons. NCBI's taxonomy places the organism in Eukaryota, Metazoa, Arthropoda, Insecta, Diptera, Drosophilidae. Bases 110 to 784 code for a protein of 224 amino acids. Gene Ontology annotation, molecular function: CDP-diacylglycerol-inositol 3-phosphatidyltransferase activity. The record is from RefSeq and is a predicted model, not a curated record. Gene Ontology annotation, biological process: phosphatidylinositol biosynthetic process. Gene Ontology annotation, cellular component: membrane; Golgi apparatus.
CAGAUACAGCAAAAGUUUUUUGCUGAGUUUUUUUCGCAUUUAAUUGGAUAAAAACAAACCGAACCGCCAAAUAAUCGCUAAAUAAAUAGUAAAAACCCAAAGACACAAAAUGGCAAUUGCCGAGCACGACAACGUCUUCAUCUUUGUGCCAAAUUUGAUCGGCUAUGCCCGCAUCAUUCUGGCCCUGAUCGCGUUCUGGUUCAUGUCCACCAACUAUGUGAUCUCCGGCUGGUGUUAUGUAACCUCCGCCCUGCUGGACGCCGUCGAUGGACACGCCGCCCGGGCCUUUAACCAAAGCACUCGUUUUGGAGCCAUGCUGGACCAGUUGACCGACCGCUGCGGAACCACCGGCCUCUUGGUAACUUUGGCCUACUUCUAUCCUCGCUACAUGUUCUGGUUCCAGCUGUCCAUCGCCAUCGAUGUGGCCUGUCACUGGCUCUUUAUGCAAACGAGCGUUGUGGUUGGACGCAGCUCGCACAAGGUGAAUGAGAACUUCAUCAUGCGCCUGUACUACCAGAAGGACAUUCUCACCUUCAUGUGCUGCGUCAACGAGCUGUUCUACGUGUGCUUGUACCUCUUGCAUUUCACCUACGGCCCGCUGAUAUUCGGCGCCUCGCUCUUCAAGAUACUCGCCUUCCUCACGGGACCCUUUGCCGUGCUGAAGGCCCUGAUCUCGGUGAUGCAUGCCUACGUGGCGGGCAUCGAUCUGGCCGCCGUGGAUGUGCGCGAGCGCCAGGAGAAGCGCCAGAAGUCGGAGCCGUUGGCCGGCAAGAAAGUGGAGUAAAUCGGUUCCGGUCCAGAAGCUUCCAGCACCAAUUCUAACAACAAAAAAGUACUAAAGCGAAACAAACUCUUGAUUCCAAGCAAAAAGAAAAGAUGAAAAAACCAAAUUUUGAAGGCGAAGAGCGAUCAGAAUAAUUAUGGGCAUUAGGCAACCAAAUAGGCCGUAGUAGAAUUUAAAUUAUUUUUACGCGCUAUUGCAAGAUUGUUGAUUUUAUUUCUUAUUUUAAGUUAGACGGGUGGCGAAACCACCCGACAAUUUGUAUUUAAAAUGAUAUUUGAAUUGAAAUUGAAAUUCAAGCGAUUCGUUCCAGUCAGUAGCUGUUGCAUAUUUAUUUUGCCUUUAGUUAAACGUAAUUUACAAUUUCUGUGACGCUUACACAACCAAUAUAUAUGUAUAUAUUUAUA